Messenger RNA from Lathyrus sativus (Indian pea), 384 nucleotides. Lineage: Eukaryota; Viridiplantae; Streptophyta; Magnoliopsida; Fabales; Fabaceae. The record is from the annotation of a GenBank genome assembly.
AUGGAAGCCAAAGAGGGAUCAUGUAAUACUUUGACAACACUGUCAAAGAACUGGUCCCAGGCCUCCGGUUCUUCUCAACUCACCCCUAAUGACAAAUUCAUGUAUAAGGCCAUAAUACUUCAUCUAAGGGAUAUUGUGCAACUUAAAGAUAUUACUCAAUGUGUUACGGUGGCAAAGACAGACAAACUUAAAUCAUCCCACGGGGGUUGGUAUUACCAAUCAUGUCAUGAGUGUCCUAGGGUUGCCAAGGGACAACAACCACCAUACAUAUGUGGUGCUGGCCAUAAUACGGAUACUGACAUUUACAGGUCAUUCUUUACUAACACUUUCCAUUUAGACCUUCCAUAUCUUACAAUACUAUGUGGACAUAAUAAACUUGCAUAA